AUGACUUCAAAGUUACCUCCUUACAUAUUGCACGAGUUGCCCGAUAUCUCAGAGUAUAUCAAAUUCCCUCUGCUAAGUGUUCAGCGGAUAAAGUAUACGUGUUUCGAUGUUUCAAGAACGUUGAUAGCGUUUGGAGCCACAAGCGGGGGCAUCUACGUUUUUAACAGAUGUCCGUGUGAAUUUAUACAGCUUAUACCAAAUAAGGAUGGUGCAAUAACUCGGCUAGCCAUAUCAGCAGCAGAGAAACACAUAAGUUUUGCGAACGGACGAGGUAUUGUUACGGUAACAGCAUGUGACCAAUCAUUGAGUGGUGGUCACUCUGCGGUGACGUCAAAAGAACACCAGGGUAACGAAGUCACUGCUAUGGUAUGGAGUGCUAACAACAUGCUGUUCACUGGUGACGAUGUGGGGAAAAUAUCUGUGCUGCAAUUGCAGAGCUUUAUUGCUAAAACAAUGUUCCAAAGUUCAUCCCAAACAAUAAUGAGCCUGGAUUCUCGUAUUUGUCAGUUAGAUAUCAAAGCAUCCAUGUUGCUAGUGUCCACUCUUACUCGGUGUUACAUUUGCGACACAUCCCAAGAGCAAUACAGGCAAAUAGGACAAAAAUUAAGAGACGGCGAGUACGGCGCCUGCUUUUACAACAAAGAAAAAACUCCAUUUAACACAACACAUACUAACCAAGACGUUACCGAAGUAAAAAGGUACAAUAUUGUUGAUGUUGACACAGGUUUUGCUGUUAGCAAAGAAUUAGAAAACACACUGAUAUACUGUGCAAGACCAUCUUCCCGGUUAUGGGAAGCGACAAUAGAUGGCACAGUUAAAAGAACACACCAGUACAAACAAGUUUUAGCCAAAAACCCUAUGACAAUCGUGUCACUAGAGUCGUAUACAAAUGAAAAUAUAAGCAGAGAAAGUAUAAACGUUGAAGGAGAAAGUCAAGCAAUAAAUUUUCCAAGGAUAUACAGCGUUGAUAGUGCCAUAUUUUCGUUUAAAAGAGAUGCCCUGUAUUUCCUGAAUCUCAACAAUGUUGAUGACACUAUGUGGUUUACGUACAAAGAUAUAAUUGACUGCAAAGUGUACCACGACAUGAUAUAUUUAUGGCUAGCGAAUGGCUCACUUGUCACACUGAGGUAUAUGAAACUCCAAAAGUUUUUAGUCAAAUGUUAUAUUGAUGAGAAAUAUGUACUCUGCACAGAAUUAUGUUCACUCUUUAGGGAUUAUUUACUCGAAAAUGAUUUGUCUGAUAAACUGCAUAUCUUAGUUGGUUUAAGAGAUAAGUUACAAAACAAGGAAGAGUUGAAAAAUAUUGAUGAUGUUCUAGAAAAAUUCGACAAUCUGAAGACCAAUGAAGCUACGCAAAUGAAAUCUGGUAUUUAUGUUGUCGAUAAUACUUUUCACCAGUCUACUCUCCUCGAGGAAGAUGUAUCGAGCCAAAAAUUUAACGAUGACAAUAUGUUUACUACUACACUUUCGCCAGAAGCUUUGCAAGCAUUCAAAGAUCUCAGCGUAACAGUCUCUGACAAAUUUAGUUCAAGCAAAAAAAUAUUGAAAGAGAAAUGGGAAGAUUUUGAAGGAAAAAUGAAAAAUCUCAGCGCAGAAAAGCAUACAAUCCAAGAAUUGAGACUCCCUAAACGAAUUAUACCUGAUAUUAUAGCUGAUACCGAAUAUGAGCCCAACUUAUUAGAUGAUGAUAUUAUCUACAAAGAAUCUAGUCAAAAAGCCAUAGAGAUAGAGGACAUAGACAAUAACAGCAUAGAGCAGGACAAAGUGUGUAAAUCAUUGUACCAAUACUAUAGGUUAAGUUUAGUGGGUAAGGAAUCUGAACGACCGAAUUUAGUUUCUACUAUCGAGAGCUAUGCCUGUGAUAUUAGACAGAUCUACGAACUUAUGCUACUUUUAGAACAAUACUGCGUUUCUGUGGGAGACGCGGAUGAAUCUAAAUUUGUUUCAAAUAAUAUAUUUUUAAUCUAUUUAUGCUGUAGCAAUCGCAAGAAAGAAUUAUUAGAUUCUAUUAUAGAAGACGAGGAGUUGUACAAGUAUUUUGUGGAUUCGUGCAUAUCUGUUAAUAUGAAGACGCAGAAGUUAUCGAAUAUAGGCUGCGAGUGUGGUUUUCCGUUGCCAUAUACGAGGACAAACCAAACGCCAGUAUUUUCCGAACUGAUUGACGAGUUCAUAGAGCGGCAAUGGUCGAGUCAAUGUCGCGAGCAAUGUUACGAGACGUGCAGGAGAAUGCCAUAUCUGUGGAGGAAAAUAUUAUACCUUCGGAGGAACGAAGAUCUGUUGAAUGUGCUGAGAAUACUGUUGCAGAUGCUUGAUGAGAGUUUGCUUCAUUCCUUUUUGCCUCAGUUCACGUUAGAGAGCUGGGAUAGAGCCAUUCAGUUGUAUGCUACGUUGCACGCGAAUAUGUGUUUGAAUUGCAAUAAAAAGUUUCAUCAUAUAUCUGUCAAAGAUAUGUUGAGUUGGGACGAUUUGGGGGCGUUGAUCAUAAAGUCUGUGGGAGGGAAAAAUGCGGUGAACGUGUUAAGAAAACACGCGAAGUUGAUUGACCUCGGAGAGCUGUCUAUGAAGUUCUACCACACGGCUAUGCUGGUGGCUAUGUAUGAGAAAUACGACGUGACGAUCACUAGUCAAUUGACAGAGACUUUGUACAGCGCGUAUGAGUUCGAAGAUUCUAGAGCGGCUAUCUGCAGUCUUCUUCGAAACACUGUCAACGGUCAAAUAAAGAACACAGCCGUACCACUUAUAGUUGCUGCGAAAACCGACCAUUGGGGUCUCACACCACCCCACGAUGCAGUCCCAAUAGCCAGCGAAAGUUCAAACGAAACCGAAACCGUAUGUAACAAAAUCAAAGAUAUCUCCUUCCUAGAUAUAGUAGAUAACUUGUCAGAUAUAUACAAACACGAUACAGAUUGUACGCUCUGUGGACUGCCUUUACAAAAUGAAGUGUUAAUACAAGAUGGCGGUCUGUGGGUCUUCAAAUGUGGACACCUUUUUCAUGGAGCGUGCUUAGAUGUUAAUAAAAUUAAGCUGUGCCCUACUUGCCCUAAAUGAACGUAAUUUGUUAAUACAUUUAUGGGAUAUUUGUGAAAUUUGCGCAAACUGUAAGGCUAAAUGUUUGCAUUGCGUUUGGUGCAAGAAAAAGUAGGCUUUGAAGUAACAUUUUCGCAAAUAAGUGCGGUCCCUUUUCCAUAAAUAGGGUAUUUUAUUUGACACCGCCAAUUAAUUGACAUACUAAUACUAGCUUGUGACGUCACUACUUUGUCAACUUAAUUAAACUAACCAAAAUUAAAAUGCAACCAAAAAUCUUAAUUGACAAGGAAUUUAAAAUUAAUUAAGUUUUUAAGACCAGAAUGAAGUUUAUCUUUAAAAUAGUUGUGCUUAAGAAUUAUUGGCAAAUGGUGUCAAAUACCCAGCUUGGUCAGUGAAGUGAUGGAAAGAGAAAUAUCAAUAUGAUGAAUGAUUCAAAGGUAUUGUAUAUAAAAGGGAGAUAUCUUGUUUGUGCUUAACCUUGUAGGUUAUAAGCAGAGGAUUAGUACACUAAAAUCAGUCUUGCCUUAGUAACUCGUACUUAAUAAAACUGCUUAUUAUUUAACCGCGAUGAUAUUUAUUAAUAACGAUUGGUACUCUAAUACAAAUUCAUUUAUAGAAAGCUAUUUUACAUGUCCCAGUAUUACAAUAUAGGCCAGUGCUGAAAAGAAGCAGCGUUAGAAAAUCAGUCACUAUUUAUAUUUAUAAAAUAAAACGAAAACAGUAAAAUUUGAACAUGAAUUUGAUGAAUUUCCAGCGGCCAUAGUGCUGUUUUGAAGUUUAUGAUUGAUUACCCUAUCGAUUUGUUUUUAACACGUCUUUAAUAAAACGAACAUGCAGCUGUAAAUUAAUAUGCUAAUUAACAACUCAUUUACAACAUGACGAAAUAAAACCUAAAAAUCUAUUUCUUUCAUGUACGAAAAAUAUAAUUUUAGUUAAAGAUACUUUAGUCAAUAGUUCAAGUUAACUGCCGAAUUAUUUAGAGAAAUGUAGGCUGUUGCUUUCUAUUACUUUCUGUAAUAUUAUCAGUAUUACAUUUAAAAUUGAACAAAUAAUGAUAGAUAAUGAGAUCACU
Ostrinia furnacalis (Asian corn borer) is the source of this 4099-nucleotide messenger RNA. RefSeq names its product WD40 repeat domain-containing protein pink (gene pink). The record is from RefSeq and is a predicted model, not a curated record. Gene Ontology annotation, cellular component: cytoplasm. The transcript is spliced from 5 exons. Gene Ontology annotation, biological process: developmental pigmentation. NCBI's taxonomy places the organism in Eukaryota, Metazoa, Arthropoda, Insecta, Lepidoptera, Crambidae. Gene Ontology annotation, molecular function: protein binding. The coding region runs from base 1 to 3048 and encodes 1015 amino acids.